AUGUUCUUUACCAUCAUCAUAAGCUUCUUCGCAAUUUCAGUAACAUCUGUUUUAUCAGCUCUCCAUCCAGAUGAAUUGAAAGCGCUAGAGAAGAUAGGUACUACACUUGGUAUCAAGGGAUUGAACCUAAGUUAUGAAGACCCUUGCAUUUCAGGAACCUUAAAGAUGAUACCAGAAGUUGCUGUUGUUUCGAAUCCGGAGAUUAGAAACAGCACCAUUCGUUGUAAUUGUAGCUUCAACAACAACACGAUAUGUCAUAUAACAAGCAUAGAUCUCAAGACCCUUAGCCUUCCAGGAAAGCUUCCACCCGAGUUUGCCGACCUUCGAUAUCUCCAGUCGAUCGACCUAUGCAGAAAUUACCUUUCGGGCACAAUCCCAAUGGAGUGGGCUUCAAUGCAAUACCUCACUUCCAUCUCACUCUGCGCCAACAAUUUGUCUGGGAGUUUACCAAUUUGGUUACAAGACUUCAAGAAUCUGACAUUCCUAGGUCUUGAAGCCAACCAGUUCUCUGGUCAGAUUCCUGAUGAGCUUGGUAAAUUGACCAACCUAGAAUCAUUGCAUCUUACGUCCAAUCAAUUUACAGGAAGCUUGCCUACCACUCUCGCUAGACUGGUCAACCUUAAGGAUUUUAGAAUAAGUGACAAUAACUUUACUGGCAUCAUCCCAGGAUAUAUUGGAAACUGGUCUGGGCUAAGAAGGCUACAUCUAUAUGCAAGUGGACUGAAAGGACCUAUCCCUAAUGCAGUGGCCCAACUAGAAAAUCUUACAAAACUGAGUAUUGGUGAUACGACUGGGAUAAACUCCUUUCCAAUUCUAUCCAGCAAAGCCAUCAAAACCAUGAUUUUGAGGAAUGUGGGUUUGUCGGGUCCUAUUCCUCCUUACAUUUGGGAUAUUGCAGACCUAAAAAUUCUUGAUUUAUCGUUUAACAAUUUGACCGGUGAAGUUAAUGGAAUACAAAGAGCACCAAAAUAUACCUAUUUGACUGGAAAUAAGCUCUCUGGAGACGCUGGAUCUGGUGUUUUUCUCAAUAGCCAAUCUAAUAUUGAUCUCUCUUACAACAAUUUCUCAUGGUCGUCUAGCUGCCAGGAAAACAGUAACAUCAACACGUACCGGAGCUCAUAUAUUAAGAACAAUUUAACUGGGCUUCUUCCAUGUGAGGGUCCAAUCAUCUGCACGAGUUAUGAGCGAUCACUACAUAUAAAUUGUGGUGGAGAGAAUGUAACUAUUACAAACUCUUUUGGUAAAAUAACUUAUCAAGCUGAUAACAGUCAAACCAGCGCCACAGCAAGUCAGCACUUCAAAAACUGGGGAAUCAGUAACACAGGUGUAUUUUUCACGGAGAAUGAUAGUGAGGAUGAUACGUACAUCAUUUCAACUAGUUUAACACUAUCUGGAGAUUCUCCUGAUCUUUAUAAGACUGCGCGUCGAUCUGCUCUCUCUCUUGUUUAUUAUGCGUUUUGCUUGGAAAAUGGAAACUACGAUGUGAAACUUCAUUUUAUGGAGAUUCAGUUUUCAGACCAAGAACUAUACAGUCGUCUGGGCAGACGCAUAUUUGAUGUCUAUGUUCAGGGAGAAUUGUUCUUGGAGGAUUUUAACAUCAAAGAGGAGGCUAAUGGGAAUCAGAAGCCAGUUGUGAAAGAAAAGAAAGCUGUUAAUGUGACGGAUCAUAUUUUAGAGAUUCGAUUGUAUUGGGCAGGGAAAGGGACAACCCUCAUUCCCAAAAGAGGAACUUAUGGUCCUCUUAUAUCUGCAAUCUCCUUGUGUAAUAGUCUGGAGCCACGAUGUGGAGCGGAGAAGAUAAAACAUCACAGUAGGUAUGCACUAAUUUUUGGGGUAACGGGUGCCUUGGUAACCAUUACUCUCGUGGCUUUGGGAUUAUAUACUCAGAAAAGAUGCAGAGGAGACACGAACACCAGAGAAAGAGAUCUGAGAGCCCAUAGUCUGCAAACGGUUUGCUUUACUUGGAGGCAACUGCAAGCUGCAACAAACAAUUUUGAUCAAGCCAACAAACUUGGAGAAGGAGGUUUCGGAUCCGUAUUCAAAGGAGAGCUGUCUGAUGGAACUAUCAUAGCAGUCAAGCAGCUUUCUUCCAAAUCAUGCCAAGGAAACCGCGAAUUUGUGAAUGAGAUAGGCAUGAUUUCAGGUCUGAAUCAUCCGAACCUUGUGAAGCUUUAUGGAUGCUGUGUCGAAAAGAACCAGUUGAUGCUCGUGUAUGAGUACAUGGAAAAUAACUCCCUUGCUCUUGCGCUUUAUGGAAAGAGUUCCCCGAAAUUGGACUGGGCUGCGAGACAAAAAAUCUGUGUUGGAAUCGCAAGAGGGCUUGAAUUCCUUCACGAAGGAUCGAUGAUUAGGAUGGUUCACCGUGACAUAAAAACCACUAAUGUGCUUCUAGAUGCCGACCUUAAUGCAAAGAUAUCUGACUUUGGAUUAGCUAGACUCCAUGAAGAAGAACACUCUCACAUUAGCACCAAAAUUGCUGGAACCAUCGGAUACAUGGCUCCAGAAUAUGCGUUGUGGGGUCACUUGACAGAGAAAGCAGAUGUCUACAGCUUUGGGGUUGUGGCAAUGGAGAUUGUUAGUGGGAAGAGUAACGUGACAAAGAAGGGAGGAAAUGACAGCUUCUCACUUAUCAAUUGGGCGCUGACACUGCAUCAGAAAGGAGACAUAUUGGAGAUCGUAGAUCCGAUGCUCGAAGGUGAAUUCAACAGCAACGAAGCAGUGAGGAUGAUCAAUGUUGCUCUCGUUUGCACAAACUCAUCUCCUUCUUUAAGGCCUUCAAUGUCGGAAGCCGUGCAAAUGCUAGAGGGAGAGAUGGAAAUAACAGAGGUUAUGUCAGAUCCUUCCAUGUACGGACACGACUUUAGUUUUUCAAAUCUGAAGAUUGCAAACAGUCAUGCACUUGGUAACUCAAACAUGUGUGGUGUGUCCGGAAAUGAGAUAUCAGCGACGACAACAACGACAUCCUCUGUGUCUGAUAUGUACCCAUUAUACCCAGAAUCCAUGAUCCUAAACUCCACCACCGAAAUUUCUUCUUCCUCACUAUAA
Molecule: messenger RNA, 3045 nt
Organism: Arabis nemorensis
Lineage: Eukaryota; Viridiplantae; Streptophyta; Magnoliopsida; Brassicales; Brassicaceae
Source: the annotation of a GenBank genome assembly